This is a messenger RNA of Perca fluviatilis (European perch), 2655 nucleotides long. RefSeq lists its product as uncharacterized. The coding region runs from base 258 to 1301 and encodes 347 amino acids. The record is from RefSeq and is a predicted model, not a curated record. Gene Ontology annotation, biological process: DNA integration. The transcript is spliced from 2 exons. NCBI's taxonomy places the organism in Eukaryota, Metazoa, Chordata, Actinopteri, Perciformes, Percidae. Gene Ontology annotation, molecular function: nucleic acid binding.
GUGCAGAGGACAGUAAGCAACACUCAUUGGAUGUUCUUGUGGUGACAGACCAUUUUACCAAGUUGGCUCAUGCUUUCCCAUGCACCAAUCAAACUGCAAAACAGGUGGCCAAGAAGUUGUGGGACUGUGUUUUCUGUGUGUAUGGGUUUCCUGAACGUGUCCACUCUGAUCAGGGAGCCAAUUUUGAAAGUGAGCUCAUAGCAGAACUGCUCAGGCUUUCCGGUGUCUCCAAAUCCCACACUACUGCAUAUCAUCCCAUGGGAAAUGGAGGAACUGAGAGGUUUAAUCGAACGCUUGGAAGCAUGCUGCGAUCCCUUCCCCUUAAAGAGAAACAUAAGUGGCCUCAACAGAUACAGACAUUGACAUUUGCUUAUAAUGCGACAGUACAUGAAACCACAGGAUACGCACCGUUCCAGCUUAUGUUCGGUCGCAUUCCAAGACUCCCUGUGGACAUGAUGUUCAAGCAAGUGUUGCAUGAUCCAGUGGUUGUUGAUUACAAAAGCUAUGUGAAAACACUAAUGUCCCAUCUUCAUGAAGCAGCCAGAAUUGCUCAAACACAUGCUGUCAGAGAACAGGAUAAACAGGCACAGGGCUACAACAGGAAGGUGAAAGGCACCCAUCUGAACAUAGGAGACAGCGUACUUGUGGCAAACAAAGGAGAGAGAGGAAAGAAGAAGCUGGCUGACAAAUGGAAUGCAACGGUGUACACAGUCAAAGACCGAAACUUGCAGACACAUACAUACAAGCUGGAGGAUGGAACAGGCAGCACGAAAGUAGUGCACCGUAAUCUCCUCUUGGACAUCAGUUUCCUACCUGUGGGGACACCUGGAGAGGAAUUGUGUGAUGAUGGGUCAGAGGAAAGACCUUGUGUAAAUGACUCAUUGGACUCGUUAGUGGAGGAGGAUUCAGCAAGCAGAACCAGUGCAUGGAUAAUGAAUGGAUCAGAGGACACACGGAGUCAGGAGACACUGAGCGAAGGGCUGUUGGACCAGUCAAGUCAGGAAGCUUCAGAGUUGGACUAUGAAGGGCAGUCUGCGGAUCACAUCCAGGGCUCUCAAUGUGACCAAAGCCACGCAGGCAGAGACUUUGAUCUGGACAGUUUAGUUGCAGAACCUGCUUCAGACUUACUCUCCACUCAGUCACACUCAGCAGACACAGAGCAGGUAGUCAGGACUCGAGCAGGUAGGGUCAGUAAAAGAGUUAAUCGACUCAUUGAGUCUAUGGUUCAAAAGCCUCUUGGCAUCAGGGACUUAGCAGUUUCUGUUCGCAGAAAGUCUCAGUCACUUCUAACAUUGUUUUAGAGGGGCAGAUAUGUUUGUUUACUUUACAUGUGUACUUGUCGAUAUGCAUUUGAAGGAUGUUGUGAUUAAUGUAAUGUAUAUUAAGUGUGUAAUGUACAUUGAAGUGACCAGAUGUUUGUAUGGUGUAAAAGGCAUCAUAUUAAUCUAGGAAGGGGCUAAGGCUUGAUCACCCUUGGUUCCCUCUGAGCCGUUACUAGGCAGCUAAUACAGCUGAUGUCAGAGUUUAGAACUCUUCAGUGAACCCUGGUCAGGUUUUCACACUCAGUGUUCAUCUCCCGAUGUUGCCAUUUGCUUAUCCUGAAGGUAUGGUUUGGAUUUUGGUGAAAUCUAGGAGGGGUGGAUGUAACCGAUGUGUUCUAACUGUUAUAUUUCACCAAAAAUCCAUGUUCGUUGAUAUUUUGUUAUUUAUUUUCAUAUAAAUCUGGUUUUGUGUGUAUUUAUUUUGGGGAGUUUUUAUUUUGUUAAUUUUAUUCUGGCGGUGUGACCAGUUUCCUGUUGGUGAUGUCACUUCCUGUGUUGUCGGCGCUAUUCUCCUCAGUAGCGGUACGCUGUGAUGAGGAGAGGUGUGCGUGUGGGAAUCCAGAGCUGCUGUACUGAUAAAUGUGUGUUGUACACAGGUAUGUGAGUACUCCCCUUGUGUUUUGUGAUGAAAAUGUUAUUUUUAUAUAUAUAGUUUUUUUGUUUGUUCAUUUUUAUAUUUUACAUUUAUUAAUGAAAUAUAAAAAUUGCAGUUGGUAUGUGGGGAAAUUGUUUUGAUUCUAUAAUGACAUUUUGACUAUACGAUCACAUUGAAAUGUAUUUUGUUACAUUAUUUGAAUAAGAACACUGCACGUGUUCCUCAGUAGCGGUACGCUGUGAUGAGGAGAGGUGUGCGUGUGGGAAUCCAGAGCUGCUGUACUGAUAAAUGUGUGUUGUACACAGGUAUACAAAAUAAACCCCCUGUCCAACUGGCAAAGCAGAAGAUGUCUGUCGUCCAUUACUACACAUACUGAGAUUAAGGGAGUGUCAGGCCAGACCGGCUACACACUGAUACACUGUUUGGUUGUUUUUUGCUAUUAGGGACAAUUGAUAAUGUGAUAUGUUUCCCAUAUCAGGUAACAAAUUGGAUAAAUAGACGUCAAAUUAGAAAUACUUAGGUUUGCUCUAUAGGCCUAAGAAACUUUUAUUCAUAAUGAUUUUUAGAACUACCAAACAGUGAUUAGGAUAGCUUUGGGUUGCAAACUAGAGAUAAAAAGAAAAUAAACAUGUUUUUGUUUAAUUCGUCUUAGGUUAUUGGUUAUAUUGAAACCAAUACAGGUUGAUAUGAGAUUUCAGCCUGAAAGCAGUUUUAAUAUCAUACUCUAGUGAGUUCUUG